AUGUCUCUUCCCAAGUCUUGCUCGCUGCGGACAGCCGGUGGCAGGACUAUCGAGAUACCAUCCGUCGGCUACGGUACGUGGGCUCCAGGCGAUACGAUAUGGGCCAAAGACGCCACACUUGCGGCACUAAAAGCUGGUUACCGCCAUCUUGAUUGUGCGUGGAUGUAUGGUGUAGAUGAGGCGGUCGGUGAAGCUAUCAGAGAGUCGGGCAUUCCACGAAAUGACCUCUUCAUCACUUCUAAGUUCUGGCCGCAUUUCGGCCAUCCCGACAACGUCGAACUAUGCUUGGACAAGAUCCUAUCAAACAUGGGUCUGGAGUAUAUUGAUCUCUACCUCGCCCACUGGCCGUGCGUCUGGAAGCCACUGUCUCAGGAAGCGCUGAAAGAAGCGCGAUCUGGACCCAACACUUCUCGCGAAGAAAAAGGUCAGGUCUAUCUCGAAGACGGUAAGCCUGUGGUCGACUGGGAGCACUCUACUGCCAAUCUUGCAAGGCGGAAAGGCUUCGAGGGUAGCUUUGUGCCAACGCUUCAGGCUAUGCAAGCAUGCGUGAAGAAAGGCAAAACAAAGGCAAUCGGCGUUAGCAAUUUCUCCAUCACCGACAUUGAGGAGCUUCUCCCGCAUGAAGACGGUGUGCCUAUUGCUUGUAACCAGAUCGAAGUCCACCCGUGGCUACCUCAGACCGAACUCGUCGACUUCGGCAAGAAGCAUGGCAUCGUCACAACGUGCUACAGCCCGUUUGCGGGUCAAAAGGCGGACGGUGCUACUCUGCUGAAGGACUCCAAGGUGCUGGAACUUGCAAAGAAGAACGGUAUGGAUGUUGGCCAGCUAUUGCAGAGCUGGGCGGUACAGAGAGGGACCGUACCUCUUGGGAAGAGCGCCACGCCCGAGCGCAUACGCUCGAAUCUCGAUGUACGGCGCUUGUCCGACGAGGACAUGAAGACGCUGGACGGUAUGGCAUUGUCUCAUGGCGAGGGACGAACUGUAGACUUCUCGGACGCUUGGGGUGUGCCGCUGUUCGAAGGUUGA
Molecule: messenger RNA, 1026 nt
Organism: Baudoinia panamericana UAMH 10762
Lineage: Eukaryota; Fungi; Ascomycota; Dothideomycetes; Mycosphaerellales; Teratosphaeriaceae
Exons: 2
Coding region: 1-1026 (341 amino acids)
Cellular component (GO): cytosol
Molecular function (GO): aldose reductase (NADPH) activity
Source: RefSeq, a predicted model, not a curated record